AUGGAUAAAAGUGAUACGAGAAACACGCUUAACAAAUUAAGAGAAUGUAUAGCACGAUUUGGUCUACCUGAUUUAAUAUUUUCAGACAAUGGUACACAAUUUACGUCUGAAGAGUUUACGGAAUUUUGUAAGAAAAAUGGCAUUCGAUUUCAGACAUCUCCACCAGGACAUCCGGAAUCAAAUGGAGCCGCUGAAAAUUCGGUGAAAACUUUUAAGAGAUCUUUAUCGAAAUUGUUAUCGGAUAGUAGAAACAAAGGUUGUUGUAUGGAUACAUUAGUAGAAAAAUUGUUAUUUUCAUACAGAAAUACUCCACAUUCGGUAACUGGAGUACCACCUUCACAGAUGAUGUUUAAUCGACACAUUAAAACUAGGCUCGAUUUCCUCACCAGAAAUGAUGUCGAAGAUGAAAUGUCUAAACAAAUAAAAUUCUUUAGGGGUAAUAGAGAGAUAGAGUUCAAAAUUGGUGAUGUUGUAUUUGUUCAGGAUUUUAGAAAUAAGAAAAUAGGCUGGACUAAAGCUAUUAUUAUGGAAAGAUUAGGAAAUAGAGUAUAUGUAUGCGUACCAAACGAUGACUCUAGGUUAAGCUGGAAAAGACAUGUAGAUCAGAUCAUAAGUACAAGUAUAAUGAUAGAAAGUGAGGAUGUACAGUCAAGAUAUAACGAAAAUGUAAUCGAUAAUACCAACGACUGUAUAUCUGCACCAAACAUUGUUUUUCCCAAAGAUUCAGACUUGGAUAAAGAACAUUGUAACAUUAAUAAAAAAAAUAUUAUGUUAGAGAGUACAAAGGUCUCUGAAGACUAUGUUCGCGACGAAGAAAAAAAUGUUCCAAUUGAACGUGUCUUAAGACCGAGAGAAAAAAUAAAAAAACCAGAUAGGUUGAACCUUUAA
Molecule: messenger RNA, 888 nt
Organism: Harmonia axyridis
Lineage: Eukaryota; Metazoa; Arthropoda; Insecta; Coleoptera; Coccinellidae
Exons: 1
Coding region: 1-888 (295 amino acids)
Biological process (GO): DNA integration
Molecular function (GO): nucleic acid binding
Source: RefSeq, a predicted model, not a curated record